Messenger RNA from Saxophila tyrrhenica, 897 nucleotides. It is a transcript of the gene ADY2, whose product is annotated as Accumulation of DYads. Gene Ontology annotation, molecular function: acetate transmembrane transporter activity. NCBI's taxonomy places the organism in Eukaryota, Fungi, Ascomycota, Dothideomycetes, Mycosphaerellales, Extremaceae. The transcript is spliced from 2 exons. Gene Ontology annotation, cellular component: plasma membrane. The record is from RefSeq and is a predicted model, not a curated record. The coding region runs from base 1 to 897 and encodes 298 amino acids.
AUGGCCGCUCGAUCCCACUCCGCAGCAGUCGACCGCCUCGACUAUGCCACCACAAACGACUCCUCCCCCUCCCAACCCCCACCCCAGCACCUCACCCACCGCCACCACGACUACGGCGGCAACCCUCUCGCCCACAUCCACUCCAUCGACUCCCAAGGCGCCGCCUCCCUCCGCCUCCCAGCCUUCGGCGGCGGCCUCCAACCCGGUCUCUACAAACCCCCACCCUUCAACUUCGGGAACCCCGUCCCCUUAGGCCUGUCCGGCUUCGCGUUGACGACCUUCCUCCUAUCCCUCAUCAACCUCGGCACCAUGGGCGUCACGAACCCGAUCAUGGUCGUCGGGCCCGCGUUCGCUUAUGGCGGGUUCAUUCAGCUGUUGGCGGGGAUGUGGGAUAUUGCUUUGGGCAACACGUUUGGCGGGACGGCGUUGAGCAGUUACGGCGGGUUUUGGAUCAGUAUUGGGAUUAUUUUGACGCCGGGGGGGUUCGGGAUUGAAGACAGUUACGGGCCGGAAGCGAAUGGGAAUUUCUACGCUGCGUUCGGGCUCUACAUCUUCGCCUGGAUGAUCUUCACCUUCCUCCUCUGGCUCCUCACGCUCAAAUCCACCGUCGCCUUCUGCACCCUCUUCGGCAGCGUCUGGAUCAGCUUCCUCUGCCUCGGCACCGCAUAUCUCGACGCCCAGAACGAUCCGGCCGGCGCGCCGAACGUGACUUUGACGAGGGUCGGCGGCGGGUUCGGGAUCGCGGCGGGCUUUAUUGCGUGGUAUAACAUGCUGGCCGGGUUGGCGGAUGGGAGUAAUACGUUUUUUGUCAUUCCGGUGGUGCAUUUUCCGUGGAGCGAGAAGGGGAGGAAGGACAGGGGGAAGAUUAAGGAUGUGGAGAGUGGGGAGAGUGCGUGA